AUGGUUUAUGAAACACUUUCGACAAGUGAAGGUAAUGUUAAUGGUGAUGGCAAUGCUGCUGUUUAUGGCAAUGAUAAUUGUAAUGGCAAUGAUGAAGGUAAUGGUAAUGGUAAUGGUAAUGAUAAUGGUAGUGCUGAUAUUAAUGGUAAUGGUAAUUAUGAAGGUAAUUGUAAUGGCAACAGCAUUGGUAUUGGUAAUGGUGAUGAUAAUGGUAAUGCCGAUGUUGAUGGCAAUGAUAUUUGUAAUAUUAACGGAAAUGAUGAAGGUAAUUGUAAUGGCAACAGCAUUGGUAAUGGUAUUGGUAAUGGUGAUAGUAAUGAUAAUGAUACGCUGUCUGCACCACCUUCCACAAGUCCAUCGGUGGCUAUUCUACCACCAAUUGCCUUGCCAUCAGACCCUGACGAAAUCAAUGGAGGACAUCAGUGCGCAAUGAAUUUGUGCGAAUUCUCAACGAUCAACGACGAAAACAUUUAUUACUCACCAACUACCACCACCCACCACCCACCACCAACCAUCAUCACUACAACCCACCCAAUGGCAGAUGACACAAAUCUGGCGACGGAGCAGGCCUUAAACGAAUCAAAGGCCACGUCAUUGUAG
Molecule: messenger RNA, 600 nt
Organism: Rhagoletis pomonella (apple maggot)
Lineage: Eukaryota; Metazoa; Arthropoda; Insecta; Diptera; Tephritidae
Product: cell wall protein IFF6-like
Exons: 3
Coding region: 1-600 (199 amino acids)
Source: RefSeq, a predicted model, not a curated record